CUGAUGCACCCGCCUCCGGAGUGACCAGCGGACUUCAGCAUGCUCGUCCCCAGCUCUCUUUUCAGCUGAGCUUCCAUGGUUAGGUCUUUGCAAGCUCAGCCUGAGAACAUCACACAUCGACAACACAACUGAUAAAGACUUGUUCAGGAGAGUAACCUGCACUAACUUCAGCGCAUCACGCGGUAUAUAUAGGCCGUGUUUUGCUGCGCGAUGGCAGUUUCCCCAUCAUGUGACCCAGACUGACCAAUCAUGUGCGACUACCUUGUCACGUGAGUGUCGCCUUGGUUGCGGCCCAACGCUACUUUAGCUUAUGCUAACGCUGAUAGAACAACAUGACUCCGGGAUGAGCGGGGGCCAAACAUGUUUGCUCCUUGGGGCCACCGGCGUCGGGAAAACUUUGCUGCUGAAACGUCUGCAACAUCUGAUUUUACAUGGACCAGGCUCACUGGAUGCUCCUCCCCCCACGCUUCCUACUGUGGGAACCAACUUGACUGACUUGACCCUCAAGAAGAAGAAGAAACUCACCAUAAGAGAGUUGGGGGGCUGCAUGGGACCAAUAUGGCCGAGUUACUUCAAAGAUUGCACCGCUGUGAUUUUCAUGGUGGACUCUGCCAAUGUCGCUCAAGUUUCAGCAUCCUGUAUGCAGCUGUUGUCAGUUCUCUCUGCUCAGCCUCUGCGUGCAGCUUCUAUACUUCUCCUCUUCAAUAAAAGAGACAUGCCUUGCACCAUGAGUCUUCUAGAAAUGAAGUCACUCUUCCGUCUGGAUGAUAUCGUCGCAUCCGCUCCUCAGCAAAUCACAACGUUGGAACUUAGCGCACGUUCUGGACUGGGACUUCAAGAAGUCUUAACUUGGCUGGAGUCUGCAGCUGUCAAGUGACAUGUACCAAGUAAAAAUAUUUUUUGUCAGACCCACACAUUUAAAUGUAAAUAUAAAACAUAAGGGUGUGUAUUUAUAAAAACACUAUACAUUCUUCCCUUAUAUUGGUAUUUAUUGACUGAGAUAUUUUGAUAUAUCCCAUCUUUACAUUACAGUCAGAGGUCCAGCAGCAGUGUUAGCAACAGAAGACGAGGUUCUGAGAUGCGGACUCUCCUGGAAUGUGAGGUGAAACAAAUAAAUAAAUAACAGAGAGACUCUUCCAGCAUUUUAUUUAUUUGGUCCACUUUCAUUUGUGCAAUGUGAAACCAAAAGAAAACAAUGACAUUGACUGUAAUUCGUCUCGAUCAGAUGGACUGUAGCUCAUGAAACCACCCAAAGGUUUCUCUUGAACAUCGAGCUAUAAAAAUACGGGGAGUUGAAAAUGUUCAAAGUUGCAAUUGUUUGAUUUCCAAGUGAGAAAGCAGCUAAAUUACAGGGAAUUUCAGAGUAAAGACCUGUUUAAAAGUUCCAGCUCACAAACUGGUCUAGUUUGGUCGAGCUGUCCUCUGUUGAAACCAGGAGAUGUGACUAGUGAUGAAACUUGAUUGAAGCCUUGUUACUCUCCAUUCUUUCCCUUUGUAUCAACUAUGAUGACCAGUGCCUCCAAAAUUGGAUUCUUCUGCACCGUAAUGCCUUUAAGUGACGAGAAAAAAAAUCUGGUGUUUCUCAUAUAUUUUCAUUUUAAGCCAUUAAUUUUGUGUCCUAGCCUCUGAAUUAUCCACCAGAACGCCCUUCAAUUGUACUUCCCAAGUAUUAAUGGCCCUUAUAAUCCAUUGUAGUAACUGCAUGAAUGAGAGAUAAUAGAAAAUGAUUUUACAUUUUCAGUCCUUAGGGCUGAGGAUAGCAUCAGCUAUGUGCAGAAGUCCUCAUAAGAAAGGGUUCUGAUUGUUCUGGUCGGCCAGGGUCCCCUGUGUGCUGCCACUGGAGAAGGGCA
This is a messenger RNA of Synchiropus splendidus (mandarinfish), 1850 nucleotides long. RefSeq names its product ADP-ribosylation factor-like 16 (gene arl16). Lineage: Eukaryota; Metazoa; Chordata; Actinopteri; Syngnathiformes; Callionymidae. The record is from RefSeq and is a predicted model, not a curated record. Gene Ontology annotation, molecular function: GTPase activity; GTP binding. The transcript is spliced from 5 exons. Bases 311 to 877 code for a protein of 188 amino acids.